Molecule: messenger RNA, 1656 nt
Organism: Arvicola amphibius (Eurasian water vole)
Lineage: Eukaryota; Metazoa; Chordata; Mammalia; Rodentia; Cricetidae
Gene: Exosc1
Product: exosome component 1
Exons: 8
Coding region: 18-605 (195 amino acids)
Biological process (GO): RNA processing
Cellular component (GO): nuclear exosome (RNase complex); cytoplasm
Molecular function (GO): RNA binding
Source: RefSeq, a predicted model, not a curated record
UUUGGACAGGAACAAGCAUGGCACCACCUGUGAGGUACUGCAUCCCCGGCGAACGUCUGUGUAACUUGGAGGAAGGCAGCCCCGGGAGCGGCACAUACACCCGGCACGGCUACAUCUUUUCGUCGCUGGCGGGCUGCCUGACGAAGACCAGCGAGAAUGGCGCGCUCCCGGUGGUGUCUGUGAUGAGAGAAACCGAGUCCCAGCUACUUCCAGAUGUAGGAGCUGUUGUCACCUGUAAGGUCUCUAGCAUCAACUCACGUUUUGCCAAAGUACACAUCUUGUAUGUGGGGUCCACACCACUAAAAAAUGCUUUUCGAGGAACUAUCCGCAAGGAAGAUAUCCGAGCAACUGAAAAAGACAAGGUUGAAAUUUACAAGAGUUUCCGCCCAGGUGACAUAGUUUUGGCCAAAGUUAUCUCCCUAGGUGACGCACAGUCCAAUUACCUGCUGACCACUGCUGAAAAUGAGUUAGGGGUAGUGGUAGCCCACAGUGAAUCGGGUGUCCGGAUGGUUCCCAUCAGCUGGUGUGAGAUGCAGUGCCCCAAGACCCACACUAAAGAAUUCCGGAAAGUGGCCAGGGUACAGCCUGAGUUCUUACAAACCUAAGCACACUUCCCCUCAAAGACAGAGCCACCUGUUUCCAAGAGUACCAGUAUGAAAAGAACAUCAGUAUGCCACCGUCUUUAUUAAGGAUUCUACAGUUACCUAGCAACCACCUCUUGAAAAAUCUGCCAGAAAUAAGUUUUUGUUGUAAUGAGCACCCAAGGCCUAUGCAGCUGAGACAGGAAGAUUUUUAGUUCCCAAGUGUGAGUAUAGCCUAGGCUAUAUAGUAAGACUCUUUCAACCAAAAUAUAAAACACUAUUCUUGGGAAACAGUGAUUUUUAUUCUCUUGGCUGGUGUUACAUUCAGCAAACAAAACCAUGUAAUACUGGAAAUAGCUUAUGCCUUCUUUAUAAAUAUGUAUAUAUGUAUUUUUGCUAUGACUGGGAAAAAAUGCUUUUUACUUGUUAGUGGUAUAGUUUCUUUGGGGGGGUCGUAUUGAGACAGGGUUUCUCUGUGAAACAGUCUUGACUAUCCUGGAACUAGCUCUGUAGACCAGGCUGGCCUCGAACUCACAGAUACUCUCCUGCCUCUGCCUCCCAAGCAUGCACCACCACUGCCCUGCCUGGUUUAAUUUCCUCAUGUAUGUGUGUGUGUUAUGAGACCAAGCCCAGCUUUUCAUGUGGAUGCUUGGGAUUUUAACUCAGGUGCUCAUGGUUGGAAAACAGUUGCCCUUACUGUUAAGCCAUCUCUACAGCCCCUGCUGUCACUAUUUAAAAGGUGAACAUGGCAGUGAACUUUCUCAUUGCUUUGUUUUGUGUGUGUGUUUAUGUGCACCACAUGUGCCUCUGGAGGCCAGAAGAGUGCAUUGGAUCCCCUGGAACUGGAUGUGAGCCCCCAAAAUACUCCUAAUUACUGAGCCAUCUCUCCAGUUGCCAGUCUGUUUUGAUUUUUUUUUUAAUGAUCUGGCUUUAUUUUACUCUAGGUAGGGGGGCACAAAGCAAUCGUCUUUAAUAAAGUUGAAAUUUAGCUUCACUCAGAACAUUUUAAUAAUGCACAUUUUAAAAGAAGUAUUCACCUUACAAAUUGUUCUGCAAUCCAAAUAUACAACAGCUU